UGUCAUACUUCUGUUUCUUCUGCUUUAUUUUUUCUUCCUUCUUUUUAUCCUUUAAGUGAUGCCUCACAACUUGAAGGAUCACCACACUAAAUCUCCAUUCUCUAACGACAGUUCGCGGUCCUUUGCAUACCACGAUUCUCAGAACAAUAUGACCUAUCCUGGCUCAUCGUCGUUCGGCCCGCGAAAUGGCCAAGCCAUGUCGCCAAAAACAUUACAGAAACUCAUGGAAUCCGACAAAGACUUUGACGACCUCUUUGAUUCCAAUCUGGACAACGUUAUGGUAGCCAACAGUAACCAGUUUGCCAGUAGUAACCCGUGGCUUUUUCAGCACCUCAAACCUCAACAACGGGAGUACCAAAAUAAUAGUGUAGGUACUUCAUCACCCAUGCCUUAUCAAGACACGAUGAGAGAUGAUGAUUCGUCUCAAUAUACCACACCCUAUCAUGGAGAAGCGAAUUCAGAUUCGUUUGAUCAAAUGAUGUCGUCUCGAGAAUACCAGGAUAUUCUCUUUUCCGACCCUUCUUUUGUUCAACAACAGCAAACCUUACAAGACCAUCAACGAAGGAUGCAAGAACAAAUAUUGGCACAAGAAGCUCAAAACGUGCAAUAUCUCGAAACAAGUCCUGGCGAUACUACAACUCAAUACAGUGCGUCACCACCUCCUGUGUCUAACUUAAGUGCCAUGUUCAGUCACAACUCCGGCUCUCUACCGAACCCUUCACAGUUUUCCCACUCACCGUCCGACAGCCUGAGCAAACCUAAAUCUCAACACCAAGAGCAAAAGCGGUUAUCUCAACCUGUGCAAGGGGGAGUUCGAAUAACGUUUGACGCGCCUGACGUUCAUAACAAAGACUUGGCCGGAAGAAGAGGUUCACCCAGCCUAACUUUAGGAUCUUUUCCAAAUACCUCAACGCCAACCUCUCCGUUGACGUCAAAUGUUGAUCACCAAAAAAGACAAGGCGAUUUCCAAGCUCGAUUUAAAGUUAACUAUGCGCGCAAGGCAAGUUUGAACAGCCAACAGCAAGCGCACAUGCUUCAACCUUCAUUUGGCUCAUUACAAGAUAUGCCAACUUUCAAAAAUCCAUUUGCAUCUUUACCAACCACACCUGCUGCAGCCACCUACGAUACGCCUAACCCCAUGGAUGAUAUGUCUCUAGAUCGACGACGUUCUAUCUCCCUCCCGCCGAACGCCAAUAACAACAAUAAUAAUAAUAAUCGCGUGCCCAUACCUGGCACGCCGCCGGCCACCACCAAAGCUAAGCCCAUCCCUAUCGGAAGGGUUUCUAGACCGCAUGCAGCCAACAUAUCGAUCGAUGCAGAAGAGCAUCAUCGUAGACUCGACGAGCAACUGCAGAAAGUCAACUUCGAUGACAUUACCGUUAGUGAACUCAAAGAAAUGCUUCGACAACGUGGUAAGCCAGCGACUGGCAAGAAGGCUACGUUGAUCCAACGCCUGAUGGACGAACGGGACAUGGUGAAUGCUAUCAAGAACGGCGUGGCUAUUCCCCGCUCCAAUGCUUCAUCGUUUACAGCGGGUUCUCCUAUUAAUUCAUCGUCUGUUCCCAAUUCUUCACCCGUCAUAGGGUCCCCGUUUUCACAAAUCCAAAAAUCAAUAGCCGCCAUGAGUAUAGGGUCACCACCCACAUCUGCGCACUCCCGUCGAUUUUCUCCUUAUGGAGCUCCGAAGUCCCCACGGCUUGGCCCUAGUAGCCCCAAAUUGCUAUCUACAUCCGUUCCAUCGGCUUCAUCAUCCAGCAAUCAACGACCUCAUCAUCACCAUCACACCAACUCUUCGCAAUUUGUGAGACAUAAUCAGCACGCCUCUCUUUACGCGCCGUUUGUUCCGUCCGGAUUGGGAACUCCGGAUACCGAGUUAGAGGUGGAUCCGUUCGAUGCUGCCAUGGCAUCCGUCGACCACCAGAAUAAUAUGAUGUAUCACGGAGACAGCAAGGAAGAUCAGAUGAUGGAGAACUACGGAUCCAAUAUAACAGCAGACCCUAACUUUACAUCCAACCUGCACGACCUGCUUCAACAGGGUUACGCACUUGACACGAUGUCAGAUUCUGGCCUGGACAAUCAGUUUGUUCCUCAGCAAGGAGUGGAGCAACUGUUUGGAGGUAUGCCUGAGCUGGCGUAUGAUAGUAAUCAUUCAGGGUCCGCAUAUGACCUUAACGUUGCUGCCAGAGAAGGCGAUGAUACACUUGAUUCCUUUCUCAAAUGGAACUGAAUUGCGCCUCUCCUUACACGCAACCCCCUCUCUCCACUGCUUGAUCUCGGAGAUGUAGAUACAUACAAUGUACUGUAAAUUAAUGAUCCAUUUUGUUGUUAUAUGGUUAUAAACCAUAUGUUUUCAUUUGUCAUCCCUUUCUUCGUUUCCAUGAACCCUACCCACCAGGGGAUCCGACGAAUGACGGUAGAUUAGAAAUACUGGAGGUGUUGGGACGGCUGAGUCAU
Molecule: messenger RNA, 2454 nt
Organism: Umbelopsis ramanniana AG
Lineage: Eukaryota; Fungi; Mucoromycota; Umbelopsidomycetes; Umbelopsidales; Umbelopsidaceae
Exons: 2
Coding region: 59-2227 (722 amino acids)
Source: RefSeq, a predicted model, not a curated record